Messenger RNA from Rhizophagus irregularis DAOM 181602=DAOM 197198, 1613 nucleotides. RefSeq lists its product as uncharacterized. Lineage: Eukaryota; Fungi; Glomeromycota; Glomeromycetes; Glomerales; Glomeraceae. The record is from RefSeq and is a predicted model, not a curated record. Gene Ontology annotation, molecular function: protein binding.
AUGUCUCUCAACGAAGACGUACUUUCUCAAAUAUUUAAAGAAUUAAAAGAUGAUAAAAAUUCUCUCUAUUCAUGUCUUUUAGUUAACAGACUUUGGUGCGCAAUAACUGUACCAAUUUUAUGGAGAAAUCCUAACCAUCAUUAUUAUUUUCUCCCUUCAUCGUUAAUUUAUCAUACCUUUAAUUCCUUUUGUUAUUACAGUAAACCGAGAAAUUUAUUUAAUACAAUACUUUUACAUUUAUCGGAAGAAUCUAGAGAUAUUUUGAAGAAUCAAGGAAUUAAUAUUGAUGAAAAAUAUAAGCAUCCUUUAUUUAAUUAUAUUAACUACUGGAAAUAUUUGAAUUUCCUAUUUAUGAGAGAUUUGAUUUAUGAUAGUGGAAUUGAUAAAUCCAAAGUAUCUAUUAUAAAAAAUGAGAUAUUAAAGUUAUUCAUAAACAAAAAUACAAAUUUUGUUCAUCUUACUAUUUUAAAUCAUUUAACUUGUGUUCCAAUAUAUUUAGAUUAUCAACCACAUCUUAUUUCAGGAUUUGAAUGUUGCUUUUCAAAACUUGAAUCUAUUCAUUGUAAUAAUUAUUUUAAUCAGGAUAUUUUAAAGGAAUUAGCGAAAAUAUGCAAAUCAAUUAAGGAAUUGAAAUUCGAUAUUAUUUGCCAAAAUACUACUAGUGGAAUCAUUGAAUUAAUUGAAGUACAAAAAAACUUAAUUGAUGUCAAUUUCUCCAAAUUUGUACGUUUCAAUAAUCGAUUAUUUAUAAGAUAUCUUGAAGAAUCAUUGAUUAAGCAUGCAGAUACUAUUCAAUGUUUGAAAAUUAAUCGUAUACCUAUUUUGAAACUUAAAAAAUUUCUUUCAUAUUUUGUAAGUUUAUUAAGGUUAGAAAUUGUAUUUAACAAAUUUUGGGACGAUUCAGAUAAAGAAAAUUUAACAUUACCUAUUUUAAAAGCUUUAAAAGUUCGACUAGUUUCUCCUAAUAUUGUGAUAAAUAUAAUCGAAAACACAAAGGGACACCUUUCUGAAAUUUGUUUAGAUUAUGAUGAUUAUCAUGAUAAUGGAAUUGAAAAAAUUAUACAAGCAAUAUAUCAAAAUUGCUCAAAUCUUCAAUAUCUUAAAUUAUUAUGUGAGAUUGGAUCACUUAUUUCGGAAUUGGAAAAUUUAUUGAUUAAUUGUCAAUUUUUAAAUGAAUUGGUUAUUGACGCACUCAAUAAUUUUGAUAUGGAUAAAUUAUUUAUAUUAUUGACUAAAUUUUCACCAAUUACUUUAUUUAAGUUUGAAUUUAUUGAUUAUAGGAUUAAUUCGGAUGAUAUAAAAUUAUUUUUUGAUAAUUGGAAAGACAGAAAUCCUAUGUUACUAAAAUUAAUGUAUCAACGGAUUUCUAUUAGUAAUGAAAUAGAGCAGCAAUUAGAAGAUUUAGUUGAAGAAUAUAAAGCAAAAGGAAUAAUUAAAAAAUAUUUCUUUGGUUGUUAUAGCGUAUAAAAAUAAGUAUUCUUUAUUAUUAUGUAUAGAUAAUGUUCUGUAAGAAGAAAUUGAAUUGAUUACAAUUGAUUUUAAAAAUAUCUAAACAACAAGAAAUUAAUGUCAACUGUUGUAAAAUUAAUUUUAUUCAUGUAUUUGAUUGGUGG